Messenger RNA from Mesorhabditis spiculigera, 2217 nucleotides. The record is from the annotation of a GenBank genome assembly. Lineage: Eukaryota; Metazoa; Nematoda; Chromadorea; Rhabditida; Rhabditidae.
AUGGCUGACGGCGGUACAGCCGUAGAUCCCGGAGGUAGCGGAGUAGCCGUUUCCGGAACACAACAAAACCGAGGUGGCCGUCGUAGAGGCCCUCGAAGGGGCGGUGCAAAUAACCAGACGCCAGUGGAAACCACUGGUGCUGAGCAGCAGCCCAUCGCCCGAGGCACGGGUCGUCGUGGCCGUGGAGGUCAACGCCAGAAUCAGCCGAAUCAGGCAAAUGAUGGGCCCGCCCAGUCUCAAGGUGAUACCCAGAUGGAGAAUCAAAAUCCGGCCCGACGAUCGGCUCGACGAGGCCGCGGAGGCCGGCAAGCUGGACAAAAUCCGCAAGCCCAAGGACAGCAGCCCGUUUCCGAGUCGGAAUCGGCAAACCGCGAUGAGCGUGGACGCCGUGGAAAUCAAUCUCGCCCGGCCAAUCGAGGGAACCGCGGCGCCGGACCGGGCCGCGUGUACAUACCUCGUCCUCCACCACUCUUUGAUGAGUUUGAGCGCGGAGAACACGGUUCCCAGCAGGACUUCACGAUUGGCCCCCUCAACCCGAAUUCCUCGAGGGGUCGUCGGGGCUCGUUUUUCCAGGGCAACUGGCACCAGGGACAGAUGGUGCAGCAGAGAAACGGCCCUAACCCAUUCCACUUCGACCCCAGCGCCCCGGAAUUUGUCCCCGGCCAACCGAUGCGAGGACCCAAAACGCCAAAGCACAACAAGCCCAGGAAGUAUCCGCCGAGGGAGCGCGCUGCAUCCCCGAAGUCCCGGAUGCGCCGAAUCAAGAUCAACGAGCUGCAACAGGAAUCGCUGGACUGCACGAUUUGCCUGAACAAAGUGCGAAAGCGUGAUCGAAUCUGGUCGUGCUCCACAUGUUACAACAUUUUCCACCUGCCCUGCAUGCGCACCUGGGGCAACUCGACGGAGACGACGAUGUGGAAGUGCCCGCUCUGCCAGCUCGACUGCCCCCCGAAUCCACCCUACAAGUGCUUUUGCGGCAAGGAGAAGAAUCCGGAAUUUUCGAGAGGCGAAAUCCCACACAGCUGCGGCAAGCCCUGCCAGAAAGUGAAGGGCGUAAAUUGUCCCCAUCUCUGCACCGAGCCCUGCCACCCUGGCCCGUGUCCGGAGUGUCCGGCCACCGUCCUGAAGCCGUGCCUCUGCGGCAAGAAGCGGAUUCCGGUGCGCUGCGGGGCCAAGUCGGCGCUGCGCAUGUGCGCGCUCAUCUGCGAGAAGCCGCUCCCUUGCGGCAUGCACAAAUGCGCGAGGCCCUGCCACGACGGCGCUUGUAACGAUUGCGAGCAAGAGGAGGAAAAAGUCUGUUGCUGCGGCAAGGAGACGAAAAUGAAACUCGGCCGAAUGAAGUGCGACGAGCCGGUGCCGACGUGCGGAAAGACAUGCAACAAGCAGCUGUUUUGUGGCAGUGGAGAACAUCGCUGCCAAUCCGCCUGCCAUCAAGGCCCUUGCCCGCCUUGCCCGUUGAGCACCAGCGUGCCCUGUCGAUGCGGCCGCAGUCGGCAAGAAGUCGAUUGCGUCGAGUUCAACAGCAAUUUCGAGCUCUACUCGACGCUGGAAUGCGAUAACAUUUGUCCGAAGAAGCUGAUGUGCGGAAAGCACGUUUGCCAGAAGAAGUGCUGCCCGUUGGACAUGCACAUUUGCGAGAAGAUCCCGUGCAUCGUGUACCCCGAAUUCCUGCGCGACGCGAUGCGCAUCGAGGGGCCAUUCGUGGUGGCCGUCGAGGAGACGUUCAAGAAGUUGAUCGAGAGCGUGGAUAGGCUCGGCUACGAGCAGUCGCACAACUUCCCGCCGAUGCACGCCCAUCGCCGCCGCAUCAUCCACGAGUACGCGCGGCUGUACAAGAUUUGUACGGAAAGUGUCGAUCGUGAGCCGAAGCGCAGCGUCAUCGCCACGGCCAGGCGCAAGCUCGAGAAAUUCUUCGAAAUCGCCGCCGCGCAGCCGCCGGUCCCGCUCGAGCCCGGUCUACAGGCGGUCGGAAGCACUAAAAAGGCAUUCCGUCGCCAGGCCCCUCAGCCGGUCUUCGCUGCCCCGCAGCCCACCCUGAUCAGCAACCGCUUCGCGGCGAUGGCGCUGUUCGACGACGAUUAUGGUGCAGAGACUCGCCAAGCCCAGCAGCCCCCGAAAAUUGACUCCCCAUCGACAUCUACCGAAUCGGAAGCCCCAGCUGAACAGCCAGCAGCCGAGCCCGAGGAGGAUGAUGAUCCAUCGACUUGGGAGGACCUC